This is a messenger RNA of Aspergillus nidulans FGSC A4, 1170 nucleotides long. Its product is annotated as ketopantoate reductase family protein. The record is from RefSeq and is a predicted model, not a curated record. Bases 1 to 1170 code for a protein of 389 amino acids. The transcript has 6 exons. Lineage: Eukaryota; Fungi; Ascomycota; Eurotiomycetes; Eurotiales; Aspergillaceae.
AUGGCAGUCUCUUGCUACGUCGUCGUGAGAAUUCAAAAAGCCCGCGUCUUGGUCGUUGGUCCUGGUGGCAUAGGCGCGAUGUGCUCCUAUGCCCUGGAGCAAGGCAGGAAGGCAGAAGUCACUGCGGUCCUACGCUCGAAUUAUGACGCCGUCAUGAAAUACGGAUUCGAAAUCGACUCAGUCCAGUAUGGGCGGAUUUCUGGGUGGCGGCCAGCGAACGUGGCACCAAGGGACACUACCAUAAUCCUUGCGCAGAACGGACUGAACCUCGAAGGGCCUGUUAUCUCCGCGUUUCCCUCGAACCCUAUCCUUAGCAGCGUCGUCUACCUCCGUGCGACACAGUAUGCCCCGGGCAAGAUCCUGCAUGAUGACCCAGACAUCCAACGGAUCGAUGCAUUUGCGAAUCAGAAAUUUGAUGAGGGUGUCGUGGAAAACGAAGCGAAGCGGUGGAUAACUAUUUAUAAUUCGAACAAUAAGUUGGAGACGAUAUUCGAUCCGGAUGUGAAGCGGGCUCGGUGGCGGAAACUCGUCUACAACGCCUCGUAUAACCCCGUUGCAGCAAUUCUCGGGCUCGAUACUCCCCGGGUGCGCAUGAGCAGGCACAUAAUUGACGACUUGAUCCGCCCGAUCAUGCGCGAGAUCAUAGCGGCUGCAGAGGCGUGCGGUGUGUCUUGGUUCCCUGAGGAUCUGCUAGAGAUUGUGAUUCGAAAUGACCCAAUCGAUACAGAAUUCAAGCCCAGUAUGGCACAAGAUGCGGAGAAGGGUGGAUUUAUGGAAAUCGAGAAUAUUGUGGGCGAGCCGUUGAGAGAGGGGAUGAAAAGGGGGGUGGAUAUGCCGACGCUGAGAACGGUUUAUGGACUGCUGAAAGGACUGCAAUUGAAAGCUAAGGAGUCGAGGGCGUUGUGGGUUCCAGGGUUUGAAAAUGGGCAUCCGUAUAAAGAUGCUGAAGAUUUAGUCUCCGCCUGCACUCUGAAGGAGAAGAUUGAGGUUUUUUGUAUCGCUGCGCGAUUUCAAUGCGUCAAGUCUAUUUUUCUACCGCCUCCCAGCAAGACAGAUGUCCGCUCACAGCGCCAGCGCCUUGAAGAUAUCUGUUCCUCGUCUCCUCCCGCCAUCAAUGGCAACGGUGAUUUUGCCCUUGGUAACAGGGGCAACUUCUCGCAGGACAUCUAG